Molecule: messenger RNA, 1812 nt
Organism: Peniophora sp. CBMAI 1063
Lineage: Eukaryota; Fungi; Basidiomycota; Agaricomycetes; Russulales; Peniophoraceae
Source: the annotation of a GenBank genome assembly
AUGAGAGCCGUUCUUUCCACCUUGUUCUUGUCGUCGUUAGCUGGUGUCGUGGCUCAAGAUCUCACUAUCCCGUCAACGUGGCUUAAUCCGACAUUCAACCUCAGCCGCGCGUCGCGCGAAAACCUCGCCAACCGUGCGGCAGCAGCUCUUCUCGCCCAGGUCAAUCCGGCGGGCGGUACCAGCGACGAUCUUCCACAUGUCCAGGAUAUUACCGGCGUCUUCUCCGUACUCGCCCUCCAGGACUACUAUAGUGGAAACUCGUCAUGGAAGGACUUCGUAUCCAACGGCGUUCAAGCUUACUACCAGCAGAAAGGCCUCUACGGCGGAUUGCCCGAAUACAACAGCGAUGCCAUUUACUGGGGCCUCGGCUUUUACUACGCGUACCGAACGUACCGGACACCGUUUUUGCUCGACUUGGCGAAGUCCGCGUAUAAUGCUACGUAUACGGAUGGGUUUAUCACACCGAGCGCGGCAUCUAGCGGUUCCGGCGCCGGACGCAACGUAUCCUUUUCCCCACCCUCAGGGUGCUCAAGCGGGACCAUCGCCGGAGGCGUGUUCUGGGCAAAGACUGUGCAGAACAAUACCAACAUCAACACAGAGACUGUGGCCCCGUUUAUGGCGCUUUCGGCGUAUCUAUACGAGGAGACGAGUGACUCCUUGUACCAGCAGGCAGCGCAGCUUUCACUGGACUUCAUGGUUGGCCAUUUAUGGGACGGCACCAUCGUGCAAGACGGGUUCGAUCCGGCGACCUGCGCUACCAAUAAUGCUACUCACUGGACGUAUGACCAAGCAUGGUUCGUAGAAGGUCUUUCGGUGUGGGCGAAUGUUACCAAGAACAACACUUUGACGACGCUGCUCCAGACGGUUGUACCCAGUGUCACUAGCUUCUCGGGUUGGACGUUGCAGGAUGGUGUGAUCAGUGAGGCCCCAGCUCGUGAUAGCUUCCAGGCUACCCUCAAGGGCAUCUUCAUUCGAGGCUUGUCGGAGGCUAGGCUGCGAAACCCUGGUACGGAUCUUGCCAAAUACAUUGAGGCAUACAUCACGGUUCAGUACAAUUCACUCCUGAACAACGCACUUGCGCCUCAGACUAGCUAUUACACAACGUCGUGGUUUGGACCGCCCAAUGCAACCUUCAGUGCUGUCGGCAAUCUCGCUGCGCUAGAUGUUCUUAAUGCCGCAUUCAGUUUUGUCGCGCCUACGCCAGCGAGUCCCGACUCGUCCGAGUCAGGCAAUUCCACAACUACUAAUUCGCCGCAUCCGACCGAUACUCCCGCAUCGUCAAGCGCUCCCUCAAACGCGGGAGCCGUCGCGGGCGGCGUCGUUGGUGGCGUGGUGGGCGUUGCUGCGGCCGUCGCGGCGUUUUUGUUAUGGCGUCGCCGUCGGGAUUCUGCGAAGCGGGGGCACUUCAUACAGGAAAAGUUUGACGGGUCCGAUGGUGGCAUGACCGUCGAACCGUUCAUACACCAGACAUCCCCGCACGACCUACCGAGUACGAACCUCGCACGGCCUCAGGCAGCCCUUCCUGCUAUAUCCGGUGCUGCAUCAACGUCAGGCCUCCUAUCAUCGCCAGUAGUCACCGUGGGCCAUCCUUCCAAACUGCAACGCAUGAAUGCCCCCUAUCACGACGCCAAUGCUCAAGCUGUUGCGAUCCGUCAACCUGAGAGAAUGCCUUCAUCCGCGGGUGAGAGUAGCAGCCCAGGCGUAGCGGGGCCUGAGAGAGUUUCUCUCGCUGAGAUUCCAAACUUGGUUCGCCGCUUGAACAACCUCCUGCAAGGACAGCCUGAGGAGCUCCCCCCUCAGUACGAGAGUUGA